AUGUCGACCAUGACGAAUGUAAGACGAUCUCCAAGGACGGGAACGCAAGGCAGUGGUGGGGUAACAAAAAAGAGGGGAACAUCAUCUAAAGCUAGGGCCUCUUGGAAUGCGGACCUAGAGAAGGCUCUUGUAGAUUUGCUCCAUGAGCACAAUACUCCACAAUAUCGUGGCCAGAAUGGAUGGUCCACCGAUGUUUGGAACAUGAUUACCAAGAAAUUCCAUGAUAACCAUCCAUACAAGAAUUACACAAAGGGUCAGAUCCAAGACAAGGAGAAGGAGUUGAAGAGAGAGUACAAGAUGCUCAAGGAGGCUAGACAGCAGAGUGGGGUUUCUUGGAAUGAGAAACGGUGUAUGAUUGAAGCUGAUCCAGAGUUGUGGGACAACCUCAUCAUUUCAUUUCCUAAGAUCGGGAAGUUCCGUAGCAACAAGGCUUUUCCCCUCUUUGAUGCCUUGGGAGAGCUAUAUGAUGGACAUCUUGCUGAGGGAAACUACAACUUCACUUCCACCGAACCAACACGAGCACACACAAGUGGAGAGACCGUGGUGGAUGAUACACAAGGAGGGAUGCAAGAGGCUAUGAAGCAGGUCGAGAGCAAGCAAAUCGUGAACAUGGAUGAGUACUCAAUCAAGAACUGCGUGGCCCGGCUAAACACAAUGGGAUUGUCACGAGAGGAUAAGGUCAAAGCCCUAAAAGUCUUUAAGAAUGUUGACAAUCGCGAGCUCUUCCUUUGCGUUGAUAUGGAUACAGCUCUCAUGUGGCUGCAAGGCGAAAUGGCUUAG
This is a messenger RNA of Lolium rigidum, 780 nucleotides long. RefSeq lists its product as uncharacterized. The transcript has 5 exons. The coding region runs from base 1 to 780 and encodes 259 amino acids. The record is from RefSeq and is a predicted model, not a curated record. Lineage: Eukaryota; Viridiplantae; Streptophyta; Magnoliopsida; Poales; Poaceae.